Amoebophrya sp. A120 is the source of this 1255-nucleotide messenger RNA. Lineage: Eukaryota; Dinophyceae; Syndiniales; Amoebophryaceae. The record is from the annotation of a GenBank genome assembly.
AAGAACGCAACUGCAAAAAAUAUUAGUACUUUACAAUUUAUAGGCCAAGAUGGGUCCUCGAAGCUACUUGCUGCAUUACUUGUAGCCCUCUCAAUCACCAUUUUAGUUUAUCACCAAUGACCAUGGUGACGCUCGCCUUUCCUUUUUCAUCGGGGCGUUAGUCCUUCGUGAUUAUGGAGUUGUUCUCCAUCAAAUCUUUCUUGCUUUCCCACGGACAACUGCAGCACCAACUGGAGCAGCUGCAAGCACGAGUCCCACCGAUUGUGAUUUUCGUGGUCGCUGUCGCUUUCGUCUUGGCCGUGAGUUUCUUCUACUUCAAGUGGAAGGACCAGGACCAUUACUGCGUGGCUCUGGAAGCAGGACAACUGCACAUGGGAACUCUUGCCGUUGAUCAAGGACAAGACGAGCAACUGCCAUACCAGCACGACCAGCAAAUUGCUGGGGUCGACAGACCGACGCAAACUUUUGAAGGAACGACCGCGAUGACCUCGACUUCCGUCGAUGCGGAUCAUUCGAAGGUCGAUCGGUCUGUUGAAGAUCCUGUUGUUGCGUUUCGCUCCUCAACAUCAGCGAUGUUGAUCGCAGCUACUUGCAGCAGAGUUCAAGUUGACCAACAACUUGUUGUAGUUGCGCGAACAAAUCAACAGCAUCACACCCUUGGCCAGCCUCCGGCUGCUUCUGCGACCAGCACUUAUCGUCGAGAGGAUCUACCACGUUGCGUGGAUGAAGAAGGACAAGGGGAGGCGGGAAGCGCGACCACUUGCAAUAUCCACAGCAAGAAAUUAAUAAACCAUCCGUACUCGUAGUGAUCGUAAUUUCGCACUUGGUGUCCUUUCCUAAAUCCGCAUGAGAAGUUGCAUAUUUCAUCAUGACAGAAGAAUUUGUGCUGUUGUAAUUUCCACUACUAGUACGAUGAAUACUUUUGCAAUGCAUAACAAGUAAAGAGCACCACGGCCGCGACUUUCACCACGAGACACAACUGGAAGAGUUACUAGACCCGAACGCAGGCCAUUCUCGGCGCUACAGUUCAAUGUCCACGAGCGCGCCGUCUCCGCUUUCAACCGACGAGGAAGCGGCUAGCCCUUCGUUCAAUAUUCCGAUUAUUGAGCGACAAGAGAAUGGCCGAGAAGUAGAAGUAGAAGUGGAUCUGGCUUCUUUUUCCGAUGCUGAAGAGGAAAUCGACCUGCGAGCGCUUCAUCGAGCCAUUCAGCUGGACCGAUUUCGGAGUUACUCGCGACCCGGGACGAUGGUGUAA